Molecule: messenger RNA, 2527 nt
Organism: Scheffersomyces amazonensis
Lineage: Eukaryota; Fungi; Ascomycota; Pichiomycetes; Serinales; Debaryomycetaceae
Gene: VTC4
Product: Vtc4p
Exons: 1
Coding region: 266-2434 (722 amino acids)
Biological process (GO): vacuolar transport; microautophagy; polyphosphate metabolic process
Cellular component (GO): vacuolar transporter chaperone complex; fungal-type vacuole membrane
Source: RefSeq, a predicted model, not a curated record
CUCGAAAGUUGACCUAAUUUUGAAAUUUCCUUAUAAUACUUAACUAGUUUUUGUUCUACACUAAUCUUCUUUUGUUACAAUUGAAGUUGGAAUUUAACGAGGAGGUCAUUGCAUCAUUUUGGUUAUUUGUCGUUGCCUUAUCUUAAUCUAAGGGACUAAUUUUACCAGCCUAAAAAAGCGCAUCUAUUGAAUAAUUUCCAAAAGUUCAAUAAAUUAAUCUCAUCCCAUUACCAACAACAAUAGUAACAAUAUUAAUUAAAAAAGUAUGAAGUUUGGUGAACAUUUGAGAAAAUCUCUUAUUAAGAACUAUAGUUUCUACUAUAUUGCAUAUGAUGAUUUAAAACAUCAAUUAAAGAAAGGCUUAAAAGAUAAUGAUUAUGACUGGUCAAAUGAAUUAGAAGAAGACUUUCUUAAUUCCUUAGAAGUUGAAUUAGAUAAAGUCUAUUCAUUCACUAAAGUUAAAAACACUGAAGUUAAUCGUAGAAUUAAAGAAUCUGAAAAAUAUGUUUAUGAAGUUGUUGAUGCUAUUCAUAAAUAUCAAGAAAAUCCAAAUUCUGUUAAGAAUCCACCUCAGGAACAUGACUUUGAAGAAUUAGAAGAAGAAUUAUCUGAUAUUAUUGCCGAUGUUCAUGAUUUAGCUAAAUUCACUAGAUUGAAUUAUACUGGAUUUCAAAAAAUUAUUAAAAAGCAUGAUAAAAUCACUAGAUCUAAUUUAAAACCAAUAUUCCAAGCUAGAUUGAAUGCUAAAGCUUUCUAUAAGGAUAAUUAUGAUAACUUAAUUGUUAAAUUAUCUAAAUUAUAUGAUUUAGUGAGAACCAGAGGUAAUCCAGUUCAAGGUGAUUCUUCUGCUGGUGGUUCUCAACAAAAUUUCGUUAGACAAACCACUAAAUAUUGGGUUCAUCCUGAUAAUAUUACUGAAUUAAAAUUAAUCAUUUUAAAACAUUUACCAGUGUUGGUUUUCAAUGCUGAUAAAGAAUUUGAACCUGAAGAUUCAGCUAUUACUUCUAUUUAUUUCGAUAACAAGGAUAUGGAUCUUUAUUAUGGUAGAUUAAGAAAGGAUGAAGGUGCUGAAGCUAUUAGAUUAAGAUGGUACGGUGGUAUGAAAUCAGAACAAAUCUUCGUUGAAAGAAAAACUCACAGAGAAGAUUGGACUGGUGAAAAAUCCGUCAAGGCAAGAUUUGGUUUAAAAGAAAAGAAAGUUAAUGCAUUUUUAAGUGGUGAAUUCACUGCUGAACAAGCUUUUGAAAAGGCCAGAAGGGAAGGUAAAAAGUCUCCUCAAGAAAUUGACAAUUUAGAAAGAUUAGCUAAAGAAGUUCAAUAUCGUGUCUUGAAAGAAAAGUAUAGACCAGUUAUGAGAUCUUUCUAUAAUAGAACUGCUUUCCAAUUGCCAGGUGAUGCUAGAGUUCGUAUCUCUUUGGAUACUGAAUUAACCAUGGUUCGUGAAGAUAAUUUCGAUGGUUAUGAUAGAACUCAUGGUAAUUGGAGAAGAAUGGAUAUUGGUGUAGAUUAUCCAUUUCCUCAAUUAGCCGAAAAGGAUGUUUGUAGAUUCCCAUAUGCGGUUUUAGAAGUUAAAUUACAAACACAAUUAGGUCAAGAACCUCCAGUUUGGGUUAGAGAUUUAGUUACCAGUCAUUUGGUUGAAGCUGUUCCUAAAUUCUCUAAAUUUAUUCAUGGUGGUGCUACUUUAUUAACAGAUUACGUUGAUUUAUUACCUUUCUGGCACACUCAAAUGGAUGUUGAUAUCAGAAAGCCAAAGAUUCAACAAGAAUAUGGUAUUCAAAGAACUACUCAACAUCGUAUUUUAGGUACAUCCUCUUCAGGUGGUGAAUUUGAUGAAGAAGAAUUGACUGGAUCUUCGUACACUGGAGUUCAUUUCUCUAAUGAUAUCAAUCCUUUAGAAGAAGAUUUAGAUGAAUCAACACCUUUAUUGUUGCCAAAUACUUAUUCAGAAAGAACAGGUGAUUCUCCAAUAAUAACUUUCUUCUAUCAUUUAUAUGGACAGUUCUUACAUUAUUUUAACGAUGACAGAACUUUCACAGUUAAACCAGGUACUAAUUUUGAUUUGAAUGCUACCUUCAAAGAUAAAUUGCCAAAAGGUAAGACGAUUUGUCUUCCAAUUAGAAUUGAACCAAAGGUUUAUUUUGCCAAUGAAAGAACUUUCUUAAGUUGGUUAUCUAUUGGUAUGAUUUUAGGUGCUACAGCUACUGCAUUAUUGAAUUAUGGAAGUAAUUCUGCUUUGACUGCAUCAAUUGGUUUCUUUAUUACAGCAUUGUUUACUUUGACUUACUCCACGUAUAGAUAUCUUUGGAGAGUUAUUAUGAUUAGAGAAAAGAAUGCUGUUCAAUAUGGUGAUAAAUUCGGUCCAAAUAUGAUUUGUGGAUUUAUCUUUUUGGCUACUUUUACUACCUUCGUAUUUAGAGUCAUUGAAAAUUGAAAUGAUCCCUUAUUGAAUCUAUCCACCUGUACAUUAUCUUUUAAAAUUAUUAAAACACUACAACUACAUAUUACGUAUUACAUCUAGUUAUUU